UCUCCACCCCAAAUGACACUCAAUUUUAUGGUGGGUCGUGAAGAAAAAUAUUCGUGGAAAAUAGAUAAAUUUUUCUUUUGCUAAUUUUCUAGAGUUUCCCAGUGUUUUCCGCGACACUUGCACACAAUGGGGCUAUGCAAGUGCCCCAAGAGACUCGUAACAAAUCUCUUUUGUUUCGAACAUCGCGUAAAUGUGUGUGAAAAUUGCAUCGUUACGAGCCACCCAAAGUGCAUUGUCCAGUCGUAUCUACAGUGGCUCAAGGAUAGUGAUUACAACUCUUCCUGCGCUCUGUGCGGAGAAAAUUUAGACACUGACGAAUGUAUUCGUCUAAUUUGCUUUCAUGUAUUUCACUGGAAAUGUAUAAAUAGUAGACAGGAAUCCCUGCCGUCGAAUACAGCUCCUGGUGGUCAUUCGUGUCCUACGUGUGCUGAGAAGAUUUUCCCUCCGGCACACCUUGUCUCGCCGGUGGCUGAUGUGUUGCGAAGUCGCCUGUCGCAGGUGAAUUGGGGCAGGAAUGAGCUGGGAUUGCCCCUGCUGGCGGAAGAGAAGAAGGAUAUGCGCAAUGCUAUUGCUGGACCCAGUCAAGGAGCAUCGGGAGUGACGAAUACAAAGGCUAAUAAGGAUAACUGGGAUGCCUAUCAGCAACCUCAGUCGCAUUCUGUCCUCAAUAUCGACACAUUCAAUGCAAGCAGCCGACGUCCUCUGCUAGCCAGAGAGCCCCCAAUUGGGGCUGCAGAUCGCGAUGAGAAUAAAUACAAACGUCGACCAAUUGGUGAGAUUGUAAAUCGCUGGACGAGGCGCCUCUACAGCCCAACAUCACGUCCCCCGUGGCGUCGUACGUGGUUCAUCUGCCUCUCAGGGCUGCUUGUCUUUGUCCUCGUGAUCUACGUGAUGGCCAAAGUGGGACGUAGUGGGAACAGCGAUGGCUUCUUCGAUAUUAACUCCAAUCCCAACAUAAAGUUUGAAUAGGAAUCCUUAUCAUUGAUGUCGACACUCAAGAGGAUUCAAAGGACGAUGGAAUGCUCUCCGGGAGAAGGCACAACCACGACGGCGGAAGAGAAUGGCAAGCAUUCCACAAAAUACAUUUUAUCGCACUUCUCUAACAUCCCCAAAGUCUUAUCAAGAAGAAUAAUCCCCAAAAAAAAUCCUUUAAUUUCCCUUCCGAUAGUGUUUUUUUUUAUUAGAAUUUAUUUUAUAUAUCAGUGUUAAAGAACGAACGCAAGAACAUGUUGCAAUUUAUUCAGAAUAAGAGGGAGAAUUAAUUCGAAA
Lutzomyia longipalpis is the source of this 1269-nucleotide messenger RNA. RefSeq names its product zinc finger protein-like 1 homolog. The transcript is spliced from 4 exons. Bases 127 to 969 code for a protein of 280 amino acids. The record is from RefSeq and is a predicted model, not a curated record. Gene Ontology annotation, cellular component: Golgi apparatus. NCBI's taxonomy places the organism in Eukaryota, Metazoa, Arthropoda, Insecta, Diptera, Psychodidae.